CCGUCCGUUUCGAUAAAAAGGAAAUAGCUACAGCUAGUUAAACUUCAAGUAAAUAAGAUUAUUACCAAACACGAUACCCAACCCAAGAUAAUCAAUGGCAGGUGUAUCAUCGGCCCGCGAGUCGCUCUCCCACGCGAUGAACAACCGCUUUCUUCCCAACCUGGAGUACUUGCUGCAGGGGUCCAUUCUCGAUUCCGCCGUGGAGCACUUGAUGCACAGACUCAAGGGACUAUGCGACAAUGUGGACACUUCGCCGGAGCCCUUUCAUGACCUGGAAGUGUGCAUGAGCCUUCGACAGCCUAACGCCAACCAGCCGGUGCUGCUUCGUGUUCGUCGUGCCCUUGGUCGCGAUGCUCCAUUUCAAAUGCGCUACUUGGGCAAUCCCGAGGUGGACCAGCGACGUCCCACACUGGUGCGUAGUUGCAUGGACUGCGCGUGCACCAACGGAAUCUUGGAGUUCCUCACUGAGAUGGGUUUCCGCUUGGAGUUCGAGUACAUAGCAAAAGGCUAUAUGUUCCGUAAAGGACGAAUGAAAAUUACCGUUUCCAAGCUCAUAAAAAUUGUGCCCGGCAAACAGCAGGACAUGGCAAACGAGCCAAUCUCGCAAAGUUACAUAGUGGAACUAUCCGUGGUGGCGCCAACGGGGCAAGAAAACGUUGGCGAGGAGAUGCGGGUAUUCGCAGAACAACUAAAGCCGCUAGUGCAGCUCGAGAAGAUCGACUACAAGCGGUUAGGCGGCAUGCCUUAGUUUGUAAUAAAGAUGGACAGAUAUUUCGUCAACAGUAAUUUAAUGGCUUAAGAAUAAGAAAAUAAUAAAAAAAAACAUACACAAAAAGGAA
Messenger RNA from Drosophila eugracilis, 839 nucleotides. RefSeq names its product mediator of RNA polymerase II transcription subunit 18 (gene MED18). Gene Ontology annotation, cellular component: mediator complex; core mediator complex. The transcript is spliced from 4 exons. Gene Ontology annotation, biological process: regulation of transcription by RNA polymerase II; termination of RNA polymerase II transcription. Gene Ontology annotation, molecular function: transcription coregulator activity. The record is from RefSeq and is a predicted model, not a curated record. The coding region runs from base 95 to 748 and encodes 217 amino acids. Lineage: Eukaryota; Metazoa; Arthropoda; Insecta; Diptera; Drosophilidae.